This is a messenger RNA of Rhinolophus ferrumequinum (greater horseshoe bat), 1875 nucleotides long. RefSeq names its product dynein 2 intermediate chain 2 (gene DYNC2I2). Gene Ontology annotation, molecular function: dynein heavy chain binding; dynein light chain binding. Gene Ontology annotation, biological process: intraciliary transport. The transcript has 9 exons. The record is from RefSeq and is a predicted model, not a curated record. Gene Ontology annotation, cellular component: cytoplasmic dynein complex; ciliary plasm. Bases 40 to 1851 code for a protein of 603 amino acids. NCBI's taxonomy places the organism in Eukaryota, Metazoa, Chordata, Mammalia, Chiroptera, Rhinolophidae.
GUAGCACCGGCUGAAAAGAAUAAUUGAUCUCCAUUUUCCAUGUCUUGGAGGUCUCUGACCAAUUCAAAAACGGCGCCAAUAGCCUCACGUCCCCAGUCUUCCGCUCUGGAGGCACAAGGGCGAAGGUCGCGUUGGAGUGCGACGGCGCGAGAGGGCGGAGCCGUCGCCAUGGCGACCCGCGCGCGGCCCUGGCAGCUCUGCUCUGCGGGAAGCGCGGGUGCUGUGGCCCUGGCGACCAGCGGGGCGGCGAGCGCCGAGGGGCCGGGGCGGCCCGGGCAGCUGCAGGACGAGACCCUGGGCGUGGCAUCUGUGCCUUCGCAGUGGAGGGGCGUCCAGGGCAUCCGCGGGAAGACGAAAGGUUGCCAGACGGCCAGCAUCGCCACUGCCGAAGCGUGCGCCCAGACCCAGAAGCAUGCUGAUGCUGAGGUGCAGACCGAGGCCCCUGUGCCGGCCGGCGUGCUGCCUGCGUCCCAGCACGACAGCCCCCGGCUCGCAGCCUUUCUUCGGAGAGUGGAGGCCAUCGUUAUCCGAGAGCUGAACAAGAACUGGCAAAGCCACGCCUUUGAUGGCUUCGAGGUGAACUGGACCGAGCAGCAGCAGACGGUGACCUGCCUGCACACGCUGGGUUACCCUCCAGCCCAAGGGCAGGGGCUGCAUGUGACCGGUGUCUCCUGGAACACCACUGGCUCUGUGGUGGCCUGUGCAUAUGGCCGGCUGGAUGACGGGGACUGGAGCACGCUGAGGUCCUUCGUGUGCGCCUGGAACCUGGACCGGCGGAGCCUGAACCCCCGGCAGCCGUCAGUGGUGGUGGAGGUGCCCAGUGCUGUCAUGUCCCUGGCCUUCCACCCCACACAGCCGUCCCAUAUCGCAGGUGGGCUGUACAGUGGUGAGGUGCUGGUGUGGGACCUGAGCCGUCCUGAGGACCCACUGCUGUGGCGGACAGGCCUGACAGAUGACACACACACAGACCCUGUGUACCAGGUUGUCUGGCUACCCGAGCGCCGCCACAGCCACCGCUUCCAGGUGCUGAGUGUGGCCACUGAUGGGAAGGUGCUGCUCUGGCAGGGGGUCGGGGCGGGCCAGCUGCAGCUCACGCGGGGCUUCGCGCUGGUCAUGCAGCAGCUGCCACGGAACACCAAGCUAAGGAAGCCUCACCGGGGGGAGACCGAGGUGGGUGCCACAGCAGUGGCUUUCUCCAGCUUUGACCCCAGCCUUUUCGUUCUGGGCACGGAAGGCGGCUUCCCACUGAAGUGUUCCCUGGCAGCGGAAGAGGCCGCCCUCACACGGAUGCCGGCCUCGGUGCCCCUGCGGGCCCCGGCACAGUUCACCUUCUCUCCCCACGGCGGGCCUGUCUACUCAGUGAGCUGUUCCCCUUUCCACAGGAAUCUCUUCCUGAGCGCAGGGACCGAUGGCCACGUGCACCUGUACUCCAUGCUGCAGGCCCAGCCCCUGACCUCGCUGCAGCUGUCCCACAAGUACCUGUUUGCCGUGCGCUGGUCCCCAGUGCGCCCCCUGGUGUUCGCGGCAGCUUCUGGCGAAGGUGCACAGAGAACUUUGAAGCGGCUGAGGCCACUGCUCUGGGCCUCUUACCCGCCACUCUCUCUCCCUGAAGGUGAUGUACAGCUGUUUGAUCUCCAGAAAAGCUCCCAGAAACCCACAGUUCUAAUCAAGCAAACCCAGGAUGAAAGCCCUGUCUACUGUCUUGAAUUUAAUUGCCAGCAGACUCAGCUCCUGGCUGCUGGUGAUGCCAAGGGCACGGUGAAGGUGUGGCAGCUGAGCACCGAGUUCACUGAGCAGGGACCCCGCGAAACAGAGGACUUGGACCAGCUGGCAGCGGAGGUGGCCAUCUGAGGACAACAAAGCCAGGGUGGGGAG